Aspergillus homomorphus CBS 101889 is the source of this 1366-nucleotide messenger RNA. RefSeq lists its product as uncharacterized. The transcript has a single exon. NCBI's taxonomy places the organism in Eukaryota, Fungi, Ascomycota, Eurotiomycetes, Eurotiales, Aspergillaceae. The record is from RefSeq and is a predicted model, not a curated record. The coding region runs from base 288 to 1082 and encodes 264 amino acids.
GUCAACAUCGUGUGCCCGUCUACUUCAUCCUCCCGCUCCCUUCAUUCCCCUCCUCUCCUUAUAUCUACAUUGUCCUCGCUUGGACUGUCUCCUUUGUGAUCGUAUCCUUGGACAUCACGAACUUCCCCGCCUUCCAGAUCUCCACGAGGAAUUGUUCGUUCUCUCUGUUGGCAACGAACGCACGGUUCAAGUCACCCCUCCUAGUGGCGGUAGUGACGACGUCGUCUUUUAAGACCAUAUCUCAACUCUCCUACAACGCUGCUUCUUCUGCUGCAGCCCACUUCAGGAUGGACUCGAUGAGGUCCUUGAACACCUCGUUGCCGAGGUCAACACCCCGUCCGCAGCAGCCCCCUGAGCAGCUUCUCCAGUCGUUCAAGGCGGCCGCCCUGUCCGUUACCAAUCUCUACAAGAAUGCUGUUUACGAACAGGCCCAGGCCAAGCAAGCAGGCUACCAAGAAGCAAUUGAAGAUUUGCUGCAUUUCCUCGACCGGGAAAACCUCGGACUUGGUGAUGGAGAGGGCUGGAAGGUUCGACAGUGGGCCACGGAACGGAGCGAUGGGCUCGGCGCCCAUAGCGACGACGACGAGGUUGAGAAACAAACCAGAGGCACGACUCCUGCUGCGGUCCGCAAGGCACAGCCCGAAUCUGAACCGACACGACAAACAUCCAAGUCAACAUCUCCCUCGGUCGACGAGCCAAGUGCCGCCCCGCCGCCCCAGGCUUCUUCACCACCGUCGUCCCCUCAGUCUUCCGAGCCUAGCACCUUCGAUAGACCUACAAUCUUCACUUUUACCGCUGGACCGACCUUCCCACCAGAGCAAGAUAUGGAUGUGCAACCCUCAGAUACGUCAACACCUUCAUCUCAAGACGGCGCCCCCGUCAGUGUCUCAAUGCUGCCUCGAAACCCGCGGCAACAACCCCGCCUGAACAACUUUUCCCGCUCAAAUCCUCGAUCAUCCACUCGCGAGUCCUCCGUCGGACUUGGCUCGAAACGAAAGCUCGCAGUGCCGGAUUUUUUUGAUUUAUCUGGGCUCGGGAAUCGAGACUUUUUCGGCGGCGGCAAACGUGGCCGCUUCACCUGAAAGAAUGUCGUAUCGACAAUUAGACGACUUCAUAUUUCUAUGGUUACGCAGCGGCUAUUGGUGCAUUGAUUUUUUUUGUUUAUCCUGGUGCAUUUGAGGGAGUCCUGCAUGUGGUCUUCAGGCCACGGUCAUUUAUUUUUCUUUCCGUCUCCCUCAUCCUAUCUUCCACUGUAUUCUCCUUUCUACACCUGUCCGUUCCUCUUCUUUUCUCUUUCUUCGACUCAUACUUAUCAAAUUUAUAGAGGUUAACAGGCUUUGGCGAUACCCAGCGAGGCAGCUUGUGU